Molecule: messenger RNA, 3780 nt
Organism: Ectocarpus siliculosus
Lineage: Eukaryota; Phaeophyceae; Ectocarpales; Ectocarpaceae
Source: the annotation of a GenBank genome assembly
AUGAUGCUGAAGACUCCGACAAGGUCAGCCAAGGCUGUUCCCAUAUCACCAUCUGGUGGUGGAGUUGCUUCCCGGAGCGGUUGCGUUCCACCGAUGCCACCAGUCAAUACGCCGACAUCAUUCGCAACUCCUGUUGAAAAGGGGCGCCUGCCGGGAAGUGAGCAGUCCCUCGCCAUCUUGGCAUCGCUGUAUGUGCACAUCAUGAUCCGAAGAUUUGUGCCAAGUCUGGCAACGGAGAUGCACCUUACAAUACGGCUACUGCACGUGCACUCGGAGGUUACACGUAGCGGGGGCGAUAGGACCUUGAAAUUCAAGCAGGACCGUCGGGAGGAUAAUUCACCAAGCGGCAGCUCCGCAAUUAGCUCAAAGGAAAUCAGAGAUGGCCAACAUGGAACGAGUGACAAGCCCGGGAUGAAGAUCAUCUUCAAGACCGGCCUGGACUGUCGGUUGUUCGCUGCUGGUGUCCUCCUUGGGCUCAAGUCUCUGCUCCCUCACAUUGGAACGGACACGAUCGACCUCUUGGCUGAAAGUUUGGCCCUUGCUUCUCAGUCGGAGGAGCUCAUCGAAGACUUGCGCCAUGUUCUCUGUGAAGCUAAAGGUGACGGUGUCCACUCUGACGGCAAUGGCUCACGGAAUGUUGGGCAGCAAAAUGCCGAUGAUACGGCCAUCGUGCAGAGUGUAGGGGCACCGUUUGCUGCUCUCCAAUGGCGGGAGGAAGACUCGAUAAAGAAUUGGAGGACAAUAUCUGACCGAAGCAUGUUCCAGAAUCGCCAGGAGAGUGUCGACCGGUUCGGAGCCUUGCUUCGCGACUACCAGGGUUCCAAGAAGGGGCUUCAGCAAUACCCGGAUCGUGCUCUGCAAGAUCUAAGAACAGCGGCAUCUGCUUUGAUAAGCGGUCUAGCCCCGGAAAAUUUGGGAUGGCUUGCUCAGUACUUUCUGGAUCAGCUGGUCGGGUGGGGUCUUGCUCCUCCAGAGGAAACUGACUCCGAAGUAAUGGCGCUUGUCGCUCCCGCUGGGGACAAGGGCCGUGCGACUCUGCAGAAGCUUCAUCGCCGCAUCAGCACACCUAGCUCCGGCGAGGAUGGCAACGCUUUGAAGAGUAGCCAGAAACUUCGGCAUCCUGGGACACAACCUCGGCAAACACAUGCUAAACAAGAUCGAGGCUCUCACGUUGUCGGAGGAAUCCGUACAGCCAAGGGAGGAGUGCGACAACCACAGUCUCGCAAGUCCAGCACGGGCCCACGGUAUGGCAAGGGUCAAGCUCCAGCACAAAGCACACGGGUUCCGACGGCCCCAUUGCAGCUCCGCUGGUUCCCCGGCAACCAGGAAUUUUUCUACCACGUGCUGCUGGUGUUAGAUAGUUACACCUUUAACAGCCACUUGAAGGCAGAACUCGUGGCAAAGAUUGCUAGACUUUAUCAGCAACUACACACCUUCAAGGGACGGCGAACGAGAGUCGGAAACGUCGACGAACGUGGCGCGGCGAGCGACACGAGCAGCCCAGCAGUCAACAAGGGCGUCAGAGGGUUCACGGGAACCAUGGUAAAAUUAAAGGUGCUCGCGAAGUUUCUCGGCCUCUUGACCUUUAGUCCCAACUGGGGCAUUUCAGCCUUAGACUCCACGUCAAGUAGGCACGAGCCUCCUUUGGCAUCCGCGAAUGAACAGGCCCAUACGACAGGCUGUCCGCUACCCCUGGAAGCGUACCUUGACCACGCUUGGUCGACGGCUGGACUUAUGGGUGCUGUGCCAUGGAUGGCGGACUUUCUGCGGAUGAUGAAAUGGGAUGAAAUUUCUGCGCAGGUCGAGAGUCUGUUCCAAGAUUUGGGUUCUGAUCUUGGUGUGCACGGGUAUCGCCUGUUUCCCCCAGAAACCACUACCGUCAUCGACUUUGGUGCCCCGAGAGAUUGCGGCAACCAAUACACGAAGCUUCGCGAUAAACAAUACGCAACCCUGGAACUGAAGUCUGCACCUGGAUCGUUGGAUGGUGAAGUGGUGCUGAGCCGCCGCCUCAUACAGCACUGCUGCCCUUACCUGGAAGAUGUCCUGACCUUGACAAGAAACCUUGGUCGGGUGUGGAAGCAAGGUUUCGUUGUUGGAGGAAACACUACCCCGCUCCGGGCGGGUCAGUCUCCACGAACGUUUGGGGUGAGCGGCACAAGUCCUCGCAGUAGACGGGUCAUCAAGCCGCAUCCGUUGAAACCGAUACGCGCGCUGCCGAGCCUCCCUGAGCAGAUACAUCGUGGACGUUCGGAUGAAAACGCUGGAACAGUCCGAGAAAGCGCUCACACCGAGAGUGCCCGCCUUCGAUUGGUGGAGGCUUUUUUUCACUCUCUGCCGGGCGAGUUGCAGGCAUCCGCUGAUUUUGUCGUCAGUCGUGCCGUGCAAAAUGCGAGCGAGGAGGUCUUGGUGUCGGUCGUUAGGCCCGCGGUGGCUGCUGCAGUCAGACGACUUCCAGUGGCCUUCAACCAGACCGAUAGGCUGGACUACGAACGGCCCGCAUCAAACACUUUGAUGGGGGCCUCCAACGAGGCAGGCGAAGGACUUAUCAGGCAGCACCUUGACCAGCAACUUGCUUGGACAACAGCUGCUCUUGGUGAGGGCCUCGCUUCCAACGCCAGGGCUCUUGCUGGAAACCGGGGCAACGCUAUCGCCAAAGCUACCACGUUAGCGCUUGUUCCGCGUUCGCUCUCACUCAGGGUUCGUCAGACGGCGGCGGCGAUCGCUGGUCACCACGCACAGCAAGCAGCUGCCAGCAAAAUCGAGGAACUGAUAACUGCCACGGUUUUGGAGGCGGUGAGUGCGUACCACAGCGACCUUGAACGGGCUCAGAAGAAGCAGCCGACAGGUGGUGUGGAAUGCCGGAGCCCCAAAAGCCCGGAGGUACUCGCAAGCCUGCUUCCUAGAGAUCCAGCAUCUGACCUAUGUGCAAUUGCAUCGAAGCUAUGUGCUCAUGUCGACAAGUGCGAAGGUCACAGAGAGCGAAGGUUUUUAGAAGCGGUGCACCGCGUGUCCAUCAGCAGCACCGACGACGAUAUCGAGUCAAACGACCCAAAAAGCAUCAUUGGCGAGACGUGGCAGCUGGUGGACGCGGUUCGACGGUGUCGAGAUUCCAGUGGUAUCCCAGAAACCAUUCACGACACCCACGAUGUGUCUGAGGAACUUGAGAGGACACCGGCGCAAAGGUUUCGUGAUCAUGUGACACAGGAUCCAAACGUCCUGGAAACCUUUCUGGCUUCGCUGGCACUCUUCUACCGGACGUUGCCUGACUGCAUUUGGCGACCAAUUCCAAACAGUUCCACGCUGGGCUCCAUGUCAAGUGACGUUGUUGGAAAUCUGGUUCACCUUGCUGCAAGGGCAUGGGAACGAAACGCGAGAUAUUGGCAGAAGGACAAGGAUCCCGGCCAAGAACGUUGCCUCCGUUUCCCCCCUUGCGAGCCUGUACUACAGCUCAUGUUGUGGGGCGCUAUUUCUGUUGUCACUGCGGAGAAUGUACUUCUGUCGUGUAUACAAACCGCGACUAGGGGAUCUACUUCGCAAACAGGUGUAAUGUGUCCUGAAGCACGUUGGGAUGAGACGAGCCCGUCAUCUGUGAUAGCCGUGGCCACAGCUGUUGUGAAGGGCUACCAUAGCCUCGCUCUCGGCAAGGAUUUGUGGACGGUAUUCCUCGACGAUCUUUUGGACGUUACGGCAGGCUCGGUACCUGCCAUGGACCUUUCCAAGCCCUUCCGCUACCACCCGAUGGACCUUUGCCGGCUUAUUGCUCGUCUGUGCCGAACUUAG